AUGAGUGCUCCCACAAACGUCUUUGCCGCAUUGCAGCCUGAAAAACGCAAGAAAAAGACACUAGAAGGACCAAAGAAUACAAUGUUUGCAUCAUUUGUAAACAAUCCAUCGACUUCUGCUUGGGGUGAUGAUAGUGAUGACGAAAUACAUGUAACAGCUAUUUCUAAGGAAAAAGAUGAAGAAGAUGAAGAACUUGAAGAAGAAGAAGAAGAUGAAAUGAUGAUGAUGAUGAUGAAAAAAGAAAAGAAAGAGCUGGAGAUGAAGGAAUUGGAAGCUGCUUUAGCUGAUCUCGGUAUUAAAGCAGAAGACGCUCCUAAAAAGGAGAAAGAAGAGAUUAUCGUGGCAAUGGAGACGUCUGCCACGUCGGACAAGAAGAAGAAGAAAAAGAAGGGGAAAAAGCCUCUAAAGGUUUCUGAAAAAGAGACGGAAAUCUCGGACGUAGUGGACAUUAAGGCUGUGAUGAAGACCAAGACCAAGAAGAAGAAAACAAGUGAACCAGUAGCUGUGAGAAUUGCCCGUGAAGAAAAGGCCAAGGGCAAAAGUAAGAGCAAGAAAGACAAGAGCAGCUUCAAUGAAUUUUCUAUCUAA
This is a messenger RNA of Peronospora farinosa, 588 nucleotides long. The record is from the annotation of a GenBank genome assembly. Lineage: Eukaryota; Oomycota; Peronosporomycetes; Peronosporales; Peronosporaceae.